GCACGCUGGUGCUGCACCUCUGAGCCCUGUCACCCCUCUCCGCAUGGCCACAGAGCAGGUGAGGGGACAGCAUGGCCCAGACCCGCCCCCCGGACCCCGGAAGCCCCCUGUGGGGGUCAUGGCUUCCAGUAGCGGUGCUGAGGGGCUCCCCUUGACCAGGAGGAGGAGCAGCAAGAGGGCGAAGGGACUCCGAGGGUCCCGGAAGGGCACUGGCAGCUCUGGGGAGCAGACCCUCACGCAGGGCCCCAAGGCCCUGGGGAGCAGCAAGAACCCCUCCGGGACUGGAGACGGGCAGGAGGGGCCAGCCUCUCGUCGCCAGUCCCACCGGCAUCGUCCUGCCCCCCAGCACGAUCCUGCUCAGAGGACAUACGGGCCCCUGCUCAACCGCAUCUUUGGGAAGGACCGCGAGCUGGGCCCCGAGGAGCUGGAUGAGCUUCAGGCUGCCUUCGAGGAGUUUGACACGGACAGCGAUGGCUACAUCGGCUACCGGGACCUGGGCGAGUGCAUGCGGACACUGGGCUACAUGCCCACGGAGAUGGAGCUCAUCGAGGUCUCCCAGCAUGUCAAGAUGCGAAUGGGUGGCCGCGUGGACUUCGAGGAGUUUGUGGAGAUGAUGGGCCCGAAGCUGAGGGAGGAGACGGCGCACAUGCUGGGGAUGCGGGAGCUGCGCAUCGCCUUCCGCGAGUUUGACAGGGACAGGGAUGGGCGAAUCACGGUGGCAGAGCUGCGACAGGCAGCACCGGUUCUGCUGGGGGAGCCACUGGUGGGUCCUGAGCUGGACGAGAUGCUCCGAGAAGUGGACCUCAAUGGGGACGGCACCGUAGACUUCGAUGAGUUUGUGAUGAUGCUUUCUACCCACUGAGGCUGCAGGAGGGAGACUGCUGCCCCUCUGGCCCCAGACGCCAGCAAGGUUCACGCUGCACACCCGCCCUACAAGGCCCCAGGAUGAAAGAAACCCAGCAGCCCCAGCCUUCUGCUCCUGAUAACCUCUGGCUGGAGAGUUGGCUUGUGAUGUCACCUGCCCACCCUCAUCCUCACCUCCCUUCCACCCGAGCUGCCUGGAGGAAACCUGCCCUCAACCGCCCAUCAUUCCCCGGUGUGAGCAAGAUUUGAAUCUCUCCAGCCCCUUGGGAGGUAGGGAGCUCCCCGGCACCGGCAGCAUUCAAAGACGGGGCAGUGUAGGGGUUAGUUCUGGUAACAUGGUGAAUUGAGAA
Balaenoptera musculus (blue whale) is the source of this 1214-nucleotide messenger RNA. RefSeq names its product calcium binding protein 4 (gene CABP4). The transcript has 6 exons. NCBI's taxonomy places the organism in Eukaryota, Metazoa, Chordata, Mammalia, Artiodactyla, Balaenopteridae. The coding region runs from base 44 to 862 and encodes 272 amino acids. The record is from RefSeq and is a predicted model, not a curated record. Gene Ontology annotation, molecular function: calcium ion binding.